AUGUCAUCCAAGCGCGUUGAAGACAAACACAAGAGAUGGUUGAACAAGAUCCUCUCGCACAGCGGCCUGAUCUGCACCAGGUCCCCACCGCCGUCUGCCCAGGUUUCAGCAGAUACUCCUCUAGUGACCCCAGAAACAGUUUGCACUGAAGAAGAGGAAGAAAACAGUUCGCUCGUCUCACCACACACCACACAAGAAUCGCCAGAGGUUCUCGAAGAGUCUUACGAAGAGGAAAGCGCUAUAUUCCCCUCUCCUUCACUCCGCAAGCUCCUGCCUGACAAAAUACGGAAGAUUGAGGAGCAGAACCGAAUACACGUUCUGCCUAAAGAGUUUAAGACUAAUAUUGAUCCGGCGUUGAUACCUAAGAUUAUUCCACAAGUGAGGUAUAUAGACAUAAUAGCGAACCUCGUGGGCUGCACGGAGUACAGGAGCAGCUUGGCAGAGUUCUGGUUCCUGGACACGCUGGCCAACCUGCUGAGGAGGGCUCAGGAGGACCUGCUUCCUAGAACCACUCAGGCGGUCCUGAUGCUGUGGUUCUGCGAAUGGAUGAAGGAGAUUCAAAAUUUUGACGCUGCCAAUCGGAAACGUAUGCUCAGACGAUUCAAGGACAACAUGCUGUCAGCCGCCCGUUUCAUCUCCGGAGUGCCCCGCCUGCCCACCCCCUCGGAGGCUGGGGUCCACUACAAAGCCCUAGAAGAAGACGCCUCAGACCACUCUAAAGAUGCACACUCGAAGAAAAACGUAUUCAAUGAGGAUUUGCAUCUGGUGACUUUUGAGGGGUGCGCGUACGAGUGUGCCAUGCGCGAUCUGGUACAGAUCAUGCAUUAUAUCUAUGAUUUGUUCAGUACCGACUACCAAUUCGACCUAGUCCGUUCCAUUUUCACCUUCACGCCUGAAUACCAUCUUAUCGACUUGCCUCACACCUUGCAAAACCCGAAACGGCUGUUAUUGCCUCUUAAGCCAAAGAAGGAGAAGCCUAAGAAGGAGAAAGAAAUUAAGAAGGACAAGGGAAAGAAGAAGGAUGUCGACACGGAGGAGUAUUUGGCAUUGAUGGAGUUGAAAGCCAAAUCAGAUCGUGAGGUAGAAGAGCAAGAAGCCAAAGACGCAGAACUCUGGAACAUGAGGAGCAGCAUCCUGCCGCUGACCUUCGCGGGCACCGACGAGCUGUUCGACAAGUACUGGCCGCCGCCGACCCCGGAGCCCGAGCCGGAACCCGAGCUCAAACUGGAAAAGGGGAAGAAGAAGAAAUAAGAAGUUGCCUGUACUUUACUUGCCUAUAAUAUACCUACUUUUAUUCCACUUUCUUGGUCUCUGAAAUUCACGCGUUCUAUUGAUUCUACGAGAUAACUGUGUCGGAAAAAAUCCAUACGUGUCAAAUGUUCCAUUCCGUUACCUUAAUACCUUACCUUAAUGAAAAAAGAUAACGGUUUGGACUAGUGAUUUGCUUGUUGCGGAAACAUUCCAAAAUCUUAAAUUUCUUGAAAAUUUCCCGAAUCUUUUACGAAAAAUAAAGGGAAUUUAAAUUUAUGAAAUAAAAAAUAUCCAUCCACACAAUUAUCCAUGUACAAAGAA
Messenger RNA from Leguminivora glycinivorella, 1572 nucleotides. RefSeq lists its product as uncharacterized. Bases 1 to 1251 code for a protein of 416 amino acids. The transcript is spliced from 7 exons. The record is from RefSeq and is a predicted model, not a curated record. Lineage: Eukaryota; Metazoa; Arthropoda; Insecta; Lepidoptera; Tortricidae.